AUGGAUCGACUAAAGAAGAAACGAGCGGUUCGACGCAGCCGGAACACCAAGCUGAUUAAUGAGAUACGAGCUGCGCUAGAGUCGUACCCCAUGGACUCCAAGAGACUUGAAAGUUUGCGUCACAGACUGCUCGCUAGCAACGAAGAGCUUCGGAAGGUCAAUGAGGAGAUAGAGCCCUUCAUCGACGACAACGACUUAGAGGAGGACUACAACACCGUGGCUGACUUCGAGGACGAGGUCGCAAGGAUUGUCAGUGAGGUGCGAGCACAAACGACACCGCAACCGCCACGCUCCGGAGGCGAAAAAGGCAGCAGCUCCCAGUUGACUGGAGUGAAGAUCCCGGAACUACAACUGUUGCAGUUCCAAGGUGAGCUUACAAAAUGGCAACCAUUUUGGGAGCAAUUCGACGUCGCGGUACAUUGCCGCACAAGUCUUUCUGAGCCGGAGAAGUUCCAGUACUUGCGCUCGCUUCUCGUGGGACCAGCAGCCAGUAUGAUUUCUGGACUACAAUCCACUGCUGCAUCUUACCAAGAUGCGGUAGAGAUGCUGACCGAACGUUUCGGUGAUAAACAACGAAUCGAACGCGAAUCUUCUAGGAAGACUGUGUAA
Messenger RNA from Ixodes scapularis (black-legged tick), 609 nucleotides. RefSeq lists its product as uncharacterized. The transcript has a single exon. NCBI's taxonomy places the organism in Eukaryota, Metazoa, Arthropoda, Arachnida, Ixodida, Ixodidae. The record is from RefSeq and is a predicted model, not a curated record. The coding region runs from base 1 to 609 and encodes 202 amino acids.